Sugiyamaella lignohabitans is the source of this 2190-nucleotide messenger RNA. It is a transcript of the gene SLY41, whose product is annotated as Sly41p. The record is from RefSeq and is a predicted model, not a curated record. Gene Ontology annotation, cellular component: endoplasmic reticulum; Golgi apparatus. Lineage: Eukaryota; Fungi; Ascomycota; Dipodascomycetes; Dipodascales; Trichomonascaceae. The transcript has a single exon. Gene Ontology annotation, molecular function: phosphoenolpyruvate transmembrane transporter activity; antiporter activity. Gene Ontology annotation, biological process: phosphoenolpyruvate transmembrane import into Golgi lumen. Bases 1 to 2190 code for a protein of 729 amino acids.
AUGUCGACUCUCUCAAUACUGCACGUGCAGGACUUCAAUAAGACAAUUUCCGUCGAUUCAUCCCAAUAUGGAGAGACAGUAUCAAGAACUCAAACCCCGUUACAGGCAAAAUGGGAUAUUGUACCAAUCCGAGAUUGUAAUUCUUCGGUGUUAUUAUCGCCUAGAGCGGAAAAUCUCCCUUCUCCUUCGCGUCAUAAUUACCCCCCUCGGAGAACCAGAUCUCAAACUGAGCUUGUACCAGCUUCAUCCGGUUUAGCCAAGUCUGUUUCUUCUCCUGGAACUUCGAUUUCGUCUCCUUCUACUCCAGCUAAUAUAGGUAUACCCCAAGCUGGAUACGUUGCUAUUUUUAACCUACCUGAUCCGUCAUUGACUGUAAUGGCUGGUGGUGGUGCACGGUCAGCAACAGCCACUACCAGUGGUACUGGACCUAUUUCCGGCACUGCUUCACAAUUAUCCUCAUCUGCUACAUUUUCUCUUCGAGGAGGUGGAAUGGAUCCAGGAUCAAGUGGUACUCGUGCUCGAACCAAUAGUGGUCCGCCUCGUCCUGCUAUUAUCAAAACAACCUUUGUUGAUCAGAACAAUAGUUCUAAUGGAUCUGACGACACUUCCAGUUCACCUUUAACUUUAAAUAGUGCUAGUAGUGGCACAAGUAUAGGUACUGGCUUUCAUAAUGUUGAGGCUGUGACGGGGUCUGUUCAUGGAGUCAGUGGAAAGAAUCCCCAUGUUAGACAUAGAGACAGCCUAAGCCUUAAUGGAUCCUCGGCGCAAAAUUUUGGUGUCAUGCCCGUAACUUCUGGAACUAAAACUGCCACGGGCUCUGCUGCUAGUGCAGGUGGAGCAUAUGAGCCGGGCUCUUUGACCGGUCCUGUUAACGGAUCCGUCUUCUCCAGCGAUUCGUCUGAAGAGACACUAGUGGCAGCUCUAAGUCCAGUGGGUGCACCCCCUGGCGGUCUAUCUUCAUCAUUUAUCCCAAAUCACAAUAAUCAGCAUCUUCAUCAUAUUCACAAUCAGAGAGCAACUUCUGGUUUACUACCAUUAGCUGGCGGGAAUGCCGCGCGACGUCAUAGAUCUAAAUCUUUCUCAGAAACAGUUAGUGAGACUAGCCAAGAAGCGAUAAGGCAACUGGCUCCUCCCAUUAGUUUACCACUUGUUUUAACCUGUAUUGCAUGGUAUAGCACAUCGGCCAUGUCUAACACAUUGAACAAGUCGAUUCUCACUGCGUUUCCAUACCCAGUAAGUUUGUCAAUGGUUCAGUUCACCCUGGCUGCAUCCUUUGGAAUAUCUACUAUGAAGCUUGCUCAAAUAUCUCCAGAUAUUGCUCUAGCUCUACCUAAGGGAAUCAUCUCUCCAGGAAGAGUGGGAUUCCGACCACCUACUAAGGCGAUUCUUAUGGCUACAGCACCAAUGGGAAUGUUCCAGCUUUCAGGCCAUAUAUUAUCUCAUAUGUCCACCUCAUUAAUCCCUGUGUCACUAGUGCAUACAAUCAAAGCAUUAUCUCCUCUGUUCACGGUAGCUGCAUACCGAUUGUUAUUUGGCGUUUCGUAUAAACGAUCCACCUACCUUUCACUUAUCCCCUUGACACUGGGUGUCAUUAUGACCUGUUCAGUCGAAUUCAGUUCGCAUUUCAUGGGACUGGUAUAUGCAUUAAUAGCAGCCUUGAUUUUUGUCUCCCAAAAUAUGUUUUCCAAAAAGCUACUAACAUCUGGCAACACUGGAGGGGACGAGUCAACUAAGCUUGACAAACUCAAUGUUCUUUGCUAUUGUUCUUCUCUAGCAUUUAUAUUUACGUUUCCAUUGUGGUUUUUUACUGAGGGAAUUGGCCUGUUAGGUGACUACUCGCGAUCGAGUGGUAACUUUUUUGGCGCUUCCUCUAAUGGUGUAGAUGCAGGUAGUAUCAUGUCCACCUCGGGCCUGAUGCUUGCGUUCCUCAUAAAUGGAUUUGUACACUUCGCUCAGAACUUGUUAGCAUUCCAGGUUCUGGGUAUGGUUAGCCCGGUGACAUAUUCGGUGGCUAGUUUGAUAAAGCGCAUUGUCGUAAUCACCGUUGCCAUAAUCUGGUUCGGCCAAAGGGUCACUGGUACACAGGGCUGGGGAAUACUUUUGACUUUCCUGGGGCUGUACCUCUAUGACCGUUGCGGUGGCGAUAAGACCAAAAACUAUGAGCCAAAAUCAUCGGUUCUGCCUAAAUAG